AUGGUGCUGAAGAGAAUAAUAAGAAGAGUGGAGCAUAGUAAAUGGGCCACACUGCUGGUGGUUGUGCCCAAACCAGGCGGAAAAAUAUGGAUUUGUGGUGACUAUAAGGUCACGGUGUACCCGCAACUAGAUAUCAGUCAGUACCCAUUGCCCAAGCUAGACGAUUUGUUUCUCAUGUUACAUGACGGCAAGAAGUUUUCGAAAGUUGAUCUUUCUGAUGCUUGCCACGUGGUCGAUGAAAAGGGCAUUAGACCAUCUCCUAGUAAAUUAAAACCGAUGCUGAACAUGCCAGAGCCUAGGAAUAUAAAAGAAUUGAACUCUUACCUAGGCAUGAUACAGUACUAUGGGAAAUUCAUCCCUAGAUUAGCUACGUUGGCAGCGCCGUUGAACAGUCUGCGCAGGAAAGGUGCACCGUGGAGAUGGGGGUGCCGAAGAAAGAGAAGCUUUCACAAAGAUCCGUGA
This is a messenger RNA of Haemonchus placei, 462 nucleotides long. The record is from the annotation of a GenBank genome assembly. NCBI's taxonomy places the organism in Eukaryota, Metazoa, Nematoda, Chromadorea, Rhabditida, Trichostrongylidae.